Molecule: messenger RNA, 3082 nt
Organism: Hyaena hyaena (striped hyena)
Lineage: Eukaryota; Metazoa; Chordata; Mammalia; Carnivora; Hyaenidae
Product: leukocyte immunoglobulin-like receptor subfamily A member 3
Exons: 12
Source: RefSeq, a predicted model, not a curated record
CGGCCCUCCCUCCCUCCCCCGUGUCCCAGAGCAGAGUCCCUCCCUGGACUGGGCUUGGUGGGGAGCGGGCAGGGUGUGUGGGGUCUGGUGAGACUCACAUCUGGUCUGAAAGGUCACGGGGCCUCUGCUGUCGGGCCUCCCUUCAGGGAGAGCACAGCGGGGCCCUGCAGGGCUCUUCCCCUUCCUGGGAGGCCCCUCAUGUGACGGGGAACACGGAGCCCGGGCUGUCACACCCCGCGCAUGUGUCUGUCCUACAGGCUCUGAGGACUCUGCAAGCUGUCUGCACCGCCGGGACCAUGGGAGGCAGCAUCAGGACCCCGACCCUCACUGCCCUUCUGUGCCUCGGGCUGUGUCGGGACCCGUGGGGCCAGGUACAGGCAAGGUCCCCCUCCAGACCCUCCAUCUGGGCUGACCCCAGCCCCAACGUCACCAACUGGAGCCCUGUGACCAUCUGGUGUCAGGCGCCUUGGCAGGCUGAUGUCUUCUAUCUGUAUAGAGAGAGGGCCUCUAGACACAUGUCCAUGGAGAUCUCACAGGAUUCCAGCAACAAGGCCAGUUUCUCCCUUGAACUCGCAAGCCAGCAUGAUGCAGGGAGAUACCAGUGUCAGUAUCACAGCCGGAACGGCUGGUCAGAGGGGAGUGACUUCCUGACCAUGGUGGUGACAGGAGUGUACCCAGCACCCUCCCUCUAGGCCAUCCCAGGCCCCAUGGUGGCCUCAGGAGGGAACGUGUCCCUUUCCUGUAGCUCACAGAUCCCACGGCAGACCUUCCGUCUGCUGAAGGAGGGGGGAGCUGACGCGCCCCGACACCUGGAAUUGAAGUUCCCUCGUGAGAAGAGGCAGGCGCUCUUCACUGUGGGCCCUGUGAGCCCCUCCCACGGGGGGACCUACAGGUGCUACGUUUCUCCAGCUUCCUACCCGUACACGUGGUCACUCCCCAGUGAGCCCCUGCACCUUCAGGUCACAGGCGCCUACAGGGAGCCCACCCUCUCAGCCCAGCCGGGCUCGCUGGUGCAGCCUGGAGACAACCUGACCCUCCAGUGUCACUCGGAGGCCAGAUCUGACACUUUCGCUCUGACAAAGGACGAGGGGCUCACACCUCUCAUGCGUCUAGAUGGGCAGCCCAGCCCCGACUUCCCCCUGGGCCCAGUGAGCAGCUCCCACGGGGGCCGGUACAGAUGCUAUGGUGGACACAACCUCUCCUCCACGUGGUCGGCCCCCAGUGCCCCCCUGGACAUCCUGGUCACGGGACUGCUCAGGAAACCAUCCCUCUCGGCCCAGCCGGGGCCCCUAGUGUCCUGGGGAGAGAACGUGACCCUGGAAUGUCAUUCUGAAAUCUGGUUCGAUACCUUCUACCUGUCCAAGGAGGGGUCACCUGCUCCUCCCCAGCACAUUCAUCUGCAGGACACAGCUGCACCUUAUCAGGUCAACUUCAGCUUUAGUCCUGUGACCUCAGACCAUGAGGGGAACUACAGGUGCUACGGCUCACAGAGCACCUCCCCCUACGUGUUGUCACAGCCCAGUGACCCCCUGGAGCUGCUGGUCUCAGGAGGUUCUGAGGAUGCACCAGUCACCCCAUGGAGGGGUCUCACCUGGUACCUGUACGUCCUCAUCGGGGCCGCGGGGGCCUUGGUGCUGCUGCUCUGCCUCCUGGUCGUCCUCCUCGUCCGUCGCCGGCGUCGGGGCAAAGGCAGGAAGCUGGCAGCCGCAGUCCCAGCGCCUGAGGACAAAGGCCUGCAUGAGAGCUCCGGUCCCAGUGCCGCCAACGCUGCCCAGGAUGAGAACUUGUAUGCCGUCAUGAAAGACAUAGAGCCUGAAGGGGACAGACAGCUGGACAGCCAGGCUGUGGUUUCUGAAGACCCUCAAGAUGGGACCUAUGCCCAGAUCAACUGCUUCGUUUCUGAAGACCCUCAAGAUGUGACCUAUGCCCAGCUCAAUUGCUUGACCCUCAGGCGGGAGACCAGCGGACCCCCUUCCUCCCAAACAGAGGACCCCCCAGUAGAGCCCAGUGUGUAUGUGUCUCUGGCCAUCCGCUAGCCCAGGCAGGACCCACAUCCCACACUCCAGGGGUCUGGAAGGUCUCCUGCAGGAGCCUGGACGGCAGAGGAGCUGCCCAGCGAAUGCUACCUGACCCUAGGCAGCCUGGAGACGAGACAACUACUGGGACCCGGUGGAAACUUCUAGAAAUUCCCAUUACACAGCUCAUCUUACAGUUCCUAUAAAGGGACCCUGCCCACUACAAGGAUUCCACCCUAAGUGCCAAGACCACGAAUUAGUAAGUGCCAACAUGGGGUGGGGGAAGGGCAGGGCCUACCAACCAGCACUAGGAUGCAAGGACUCAGGACCUUCCACAGGCUCCAUGGCAGGCAGGCAGCCUCCCAGGACCCCAGGGCCAUCACUGAAGCUGGGCCCUUUCAAGGGAGCGGAGCCCAAAGCCACAGGACUGACUCAUGCAGCAGCUGCAGCCCAGGAGCCAUUGCUCAAUGCCAAGGGCCUCUCAUUUCCUGAGACCAAGGCCCUUCUUCCCCCUCCCAAAGUAGAGGAAAGGGAAGCCCAGCUCCCUCCUGGCCAGGAGUGUUCAGACUCCAGAUGCAAGGGGAGGGGAAUGGAGCACCUUGAAUGUCCCUUCCCACAGGCCACUAAUUAGGACUUACCCACCUCUCAACCACACCAAAAGGAGCUGAGCCUGUGGAUCCUCUCAAAGACUCCCUACCAAAAACCAACUACACUAGUUCAUCUCCACCAGGGACCCCAGUUUCAGCUCUCUGCUCCCACCCCAAUGUUAACCCCUGACCUUCACUUGCUACUUCCUGUUUGAAAAGGAUUCCACCCCACCCCAAUGCAAAUAGCUGGCUUGGCAACACUGGUCUCCCCACAGAGAUCAAGUGGGGUGUAGUUCCCCUGCCCCAACAAGGACCAACAGCUGGUAGGCUCCCCAGGCCCCUUUAAACAAAGGCAAUGCUCCAAGUGUGAACUUGCUAGUUUGAGAAAGCCUGGUGAGGGAGCCAGCCUGGGCUUUUUCCCACCACAGAAACCUGUGUUCAGAGAAGGGAGACAAACCAAUAAACACCAGUUCCAAAGGA